AAACGGGAAUGUCUCAGAAGAAUGCACCGACUAUUCGAGCUGCUCGGUGACUUGCGGACAGUGUAUCCUAACCCGUAAUUGUACGCCCGGACCAGAUAACUCGAGCUCAUGUAGCGGGAUGGAAACACAGAUAGUUGAACUGCCUCCUUGCGCAACAGUAUUGUUUCGACUCAAUGCCGGAGGUGCUAGGACAGACAUCUAUAAUGGGUGGGUUUCUGGUGAUGGAACAACAUCUAAUACUUCUUGUAUUAACACAGCCUGCCCCCAAAACUACCGAUACGCUUAUUUGGGCUAUUGGACGUCUCUCCUUCCAGAAACGGUCAGCAUAACACUGCUGAAAAAUGGCAAUGUUGUACAGUUCAUCACUUUUGACGGUAUUGGAUCUACAAUCACAGACUGGUUUACCGAAGCGCGCGUUAUCGCCACCAGCUGGUCAACUCUAGGUGAUGGCUCUUCUUUCUAUUUUGGGCCCGGUGAUUCCCCUUUCAAGGUAGAUUUAGCUGAUGUGUGCUUGAACCCUCAAACAACUUAUCUAAGAGUAUUCGAAGUUGAUAACUCUGCGUGCACAUUUCAACUUCCUGCUGACAAACCUGUAAUUGUGUAUCACCCUCUGAGUUGCAAGGCACCAGUUGACAAUACACCGGAAACAAUGGCAUUUGCGGACACCAUGGUCAUUACCUUCAAACAUUAAUAAACAAUCCGAGUUGAAUACGAAAUAGUUUGUAAGGAAAGAAAGUUGUGAGCUACAUAUGUCAACUUUUUAAAGUGACUCGUUCAAGGGUCAGACAUCCAACAACGUAAUUGCAUCUAAAAUACUAACAAAGUGCUUGUAGCAAUGAUAAAACAUCACCAAAAGCUUAACAAAAACCCUAUUCUGCUAUUGUUAACAGAUUUCUAAAACAUAUGACAAACUAUUCUUUAUUUUGACGAAAAUCGUUAGUAACGCUGUUGAACAUUGAAUGAUUUUAGACUCGGAUGAAAAAAAUUAGUUUCAAGUGAGUAUCUGCAAUUUAAUAUUUGGUGUUAUUUCAUAAUAGUAAGGAAUAAACUUCAAUUUGAACAAUUGAAAAGAGAGAUGUUGAAAACGUACAACCUUUAACCAAGUCCAUUUAACGUAUUAACGUAACUCUGGGACAAAUAGGUACGCUUUGAACACCAUUUAAUAACUUUUAAAAUAACUAUUAUAUCUGAAUUUGCUCACAAUCUUGUCACCAUUUUUUAAAUACUUAUCCAGCUGAUUUGUUUACAUCCAGUAUGACUGUCCAUACACAGUAACUGUAUUACGCUAUUAUAUAUUAUGGGUGAGAUUUGUCUUAAUACCUUCUAUUAGUAUUUGAUUGAUUGUCCAUGCACAGUAACUGUAUUACGCUAUUAUAUAUUAUGGGUGAGAUUUGUCUUAAUAUCUUCUAUUAGUAUUUGAUUGAUUGUCCAUGCACAGUAACUGUAUUACGCUAUUAUAUAUUAUGGGUGAGAUUUGUCUUAAUAUCUUCUAUUAGUAUUUGAUUGAUUGUCCAUGCACAGUAACUGUAUUACGCUAUUAUAUAUUAUGGGUGAGAUUUGGUUUAAUAUAUUUUAUUAGUAUUUGAUUGAUUGUCCAUGCUCAUUUACUGUAAUCCGCUUUUAUAUAUUCCGGGUGAGAUUUGGCUUAAUAUCUUUUAUUAGUAUUUGAUUGAUUGUCCAUGCAAGUUACUUUAUUCUCUUAUUGAAUAUUCAUGGUGAGCUUUGGUUUAAUGUUUUUUAUUAGUAUUUGAUUGACUGUCCAUGCAAGUAACUGUUUUCUCUUAUUAUAUAUUCCGGGUGAGAUUUGGCUAAAUAUGUUUUAUUAGUAUUUGUUUGAAUGUUCAUGCAAGUUACUGUGUUCCGUGAUUUUAUAUUCCGGGUGAGAUUUGGCUUAAUAUCUUUUAUUAGUAUUUGAUUGACUGUCCUUGCAAGUAACUGUUUUCUCUUAUUAUAUAUUCCGGGUGAGAUUUGACUUAAUAUUAGUUAUAAGUAUUUGAUUGAUUGUCCUAGCACAGUUUCUGUAUUCCACUAUUGUAUGUGCUUUAUGAGAGAGAGCAUUAUUUGACUGACAUUUUAUUAGUAUGUGCUUAUCAACGUCGGUUGUGGUUUAACUUAGGAAUCCAUGUAAUUUAAACUACUUAACCAACGAUAAUAUAGAGAGUAAUAAAAAUGUUGAUUUUGAUAAAUAAAAUGACUGUGUACGAUCAUAGUUUUGAAAACAUUUUAAAUCGUUUAAUAAGAGAAAACAAAACUAAAUAAAAUUUGCAUUUUUUUUAUGAAGGUACAAUUUAAUAAUAGGCUGCUAAUAGUCAUGGCUUAUUGUGGGCUGAACACUUUAAGUAGCCUUGUUAUCAUAUUGCGUGCAUACAGUAGCAAUAUGUUUUGUUCAAUUUUAAAGUAUGUUUCUUCAUCAAAAGACCCAAAACACGUUUUAUCUAGUUAAUGUAUUGACCUAAACUUGAAUGUCAUAUACAAAUAUUUAUUUGAUUCUUUUUGGUGAAAUAUCGACAGUGGGCAGUUAAUUAUGUUUCUUUUGUGAUGUUGUGAAGAAUCCGUAUUACUUUCGGGAGUGUAGUAAUAUACGACCUGUACUACAACAUAUUAAUACAAACAUUAAACUAAGUUGAUUUAAGUAUUGUCAUAAGUAGUUUGUUUGUUUUAUUAUGCUAUGGAAACAAUCAUUUUGAUGUCCUUUUUCUAGAAUUAAAACAAAAUACGUUUUCCUAACAGGGACAAAUAUUUCCGAAAGUUUCUGGUUUCAAUAACAGCCUAGGGCUGGCAUGGGAAAUGUUUAAUGACACAAAGCUUUAAGAUAGAGAUAUAAGUUUUACUGGACGAUUGUAAGAUAGUUUCUUUCAUAACUACUUUCAGAUUUAUAGAAUACAAAAAGUGUGUCAAGUUUACUGAUACGGUAUGUUAAAUAAGUGUUUGCAUGUUUCUUUUUUCUCCUAUUUUUUUCAUUCAUAGAUAUUGUUUUUAAAAAUAUUGAAAAACUGAACUGUUUUCAGCUUUAACAACCGUUGUUUUAUCCUUUAUCAAUCAUGUUUAUUAAUACAGAAACAAUCGGUGUCAAUAAUAUCAUGCUUACUGACCAAGACAUGAUAUUUUAAAUGGUGCUUUGUAUAUGUUCUGAAUGUGUUUUUGGAUGAAUAAAUGAACUUUCCUUGAGCAAAGAAUAAAAAAGACAUCAUACAUCGUAUUCAUUAAAUGCUUGUACAUAUUGCUAAUAAAUACUCGCACUCAUA
Messenger RNA from Mya arenaria, 3245 nucleotides. RefSeq lists its product as uncharacterized. The transcript has 5 exons. The record is from RefSeq and is a predicted model, not a curated record. NCBI's taxonomy places the organism in Eukaryota, Metazoa, Mollusca, Bivalvia, Myida, Myidae. Bases 119 to 691 code for a protein of 190 amino acids.